CCCACACACCUGCAGGCUCUCUAACAGGCAUUUGAAUACUGCUGGACUACAUUUUUGAAGCAGAACGGAAGAGAAAAAACAAACAAAGUCCAAGCUUACUAUCAUGGAACCUGAUGUCCCCGACGGCAGAGAAGGACCCAUUGUGUUUGGUGGUGAGGAGUUCACAGAGGAUGAAUUUCAUCAAAAGUACCAACAACUUGUUGGAGGAGUUUCACAGUAUGUGAGACAAAACCGCAAGUCAACCAACACACAACUGUUUGCUUUUUUGGUGCUGCUGAACAAAUAUGUUCCUGAUUCCUACCUCCUGAUGUCUGAGUGUCAAAAGAUCCUUGGGCCACCUGAUCCCAUCCAUGGAGGACCCCCCUUUGAAGAGAGAAUGGAGCCAUUUACGGUCUUCAUCAACACAUCCAGUCUAAACCCUGAAGAUAGAUGUAUGAUUCACCAAGUGUUUGCACAGGCAGGUCUGGAUCUCUUAGCUGACUUGGGGAUUUCCAAGAGUGUUACAGUGAAGAAAUUCAUGUUCUCACUUUGUGGAGAUAACCCGCAACCACACAUAAUCCAGUUCAUCAAAGAUUUACUGACAAAGAGAGAAAUGGGAGAAAAGGGUAGAAAGAAGUUCUCUCAGCUGAUUGAAGAUAUUUUCGAAGAAAAGCAAUUGCACGAAGCUCUCUCUGUCUUGGAAACUGCAUCAAAUAAAUUCAGACAAAACCCCAUUUUCCCCCAAACCAUUUCACGUCUCUUUUACAUCAAAAGAGGCAUCGAUGGCUAUAAAAAUGCUGAAGAAUGGGCAAAUAAAGCAAUUAAACAAGCUCCAAAAAACUCCUAUGUGGCUGACACUCUUGGGCAGGUUUAUAAGAACCGUUUGAGGGAAGCAUGGCAACUGAAGGAUAUUUCAGACAUGGCAAGGGAUGCCAUCAAAGCAUUUCAUGAUGUGGAGAAGAAAGCUGAUAAAGAAGAGGGACCAGAGAUGAAGGACACAGCUGGAACAUUGAGCAUUUCAGAUUGCUUCAACAACAGAGGCCUCUUUGGCUUCAUUCAAGUGGCAAAGAUAGUGUAUGACAAACUCAAUAGGGCCGAACCUCAUCUAUCACAGAGCUUCAUCCAAAGUUUUAAAAACGAAGUUGAAGACAAGUUUGAAUUUUUUGAAUGGUACCUAACCUACUCCCAGCCCAGCAUGACAACCAUAGAGCCAAGUUUCUUCUGGAAGGACGUUGCGCUUUGUUACCAACACUACACAACAAAAACAGCAGCUGAGUCCACCAGCUCCCCGGGCCUUCUAGAUUGUCUGAAUCACGGCUUAUUCACAUCAAAGGGAAGACGUGCCUGCUUUGAGGAGGCAGAGAAAACGGCGUCUGAUUUAGAAGCCAUCCGAGAUCAUUUGAAAACCACCUACGAGGCAAAUGUUGGUCAUGUCCAAGCAUGUGAGAGGUACAUCCUCUCCAACAUCAUCUUGAGCAACAAGAUGCCCACCUCUCCUCAGCUUACCCCAGUGAGGGAGCUCCAAGCAAUAAUACAUGGAUUCUUGGGCACAGAAGUGGGGCGAAGAAGCCCCGAGUUUUACCUUUUGGCUCUGAUGUUGUUUUGGCCUGAGGAACAGCCGGAGGAGGAUGAUGAGAAGGAGGAACAACCGGCCACAGAGGAUGACGGGUCGGAUGACAAAACCUGGGAGGAUGAGGACAUGGAUGGGGAAGAGGAGCCUGCACAGCCGUCUCCUGAGCUCAUGUUUGAUCCUGACUUGGAACAGCAGGUCACAUACAUGAAGAAGGCGUUUGAGAGAGCUAAGUAUGCCAAGUAUCUUCGAGGCCGGUACCUUUUGCCUCUGUUUUUUCUGGGAAAGGGCUCUGGACUGAGCAAAUGGAUUCACAAGUCAAAGUUGGAUGCAAUCGUGGAGAGAAAGGUGGAUGCUGAGCUAGCUGAUAAAAAUGAGAAACGCAUGAAGGAGAAAUGGAAGCAGAUCAAUAAAAUGUGGAUCACUGGGGAGGUGUGGCGAGUCCCAGAAAUCCAAGAUAUUCUUCUCCCAGUCCAGGUAGAGCCAGGCCACUCUCCCACAAUGCCACAAGAGCAUGAGGAGCAGGAAGUGUUUGUUUGUGCUGGAGGAAAGAAAAUAACAGCAACGGUUGCAGGUGAACCAGAAGCUCCCGUGCUGAGCCCGGUGUUUUUCUAUCUCGGCUUCACCAUUCAGGGUCCUGUCAUCUUCAAAGUGGGACUGAAUGAAUCUGAGCAGUGAUUAACCAGGAACCAAACUUCACCAGACUUACCAGAUGUAAUUACCCACAGAAUUAUUGCAAUUCAGACGUGACAUAUCCUCCAAAUUUUGUCCAUUUAACUAUUGUGCAUUAUCAUAUUUUUAGAUGGUGGAGAGCUGGAUUAAACUUUUUUUGUCCCAAGAUUCUUUGAUUUAACUUGACUAUUUCUUUGUAUGUAUGGCAAUCUGCACAUUAUAACUCACAAUAUUAUAACAAUUGAUUGUUGAGUCUCAUCCCAACUUGUCAAAAAAAAACUAUUUGAGGUAUUUGGAUAAAUAAAUUGUGUGUGUAUUCUAAUUAAAAUCAUAUUUUUCAGAUAAAUAUGUCUUGAAAAUGUCAUUGAAAAUAAUGUUUGCAAAAAAUGUUUUGAUUUGGAAAUAACAUUAAACUUGUA
Molecule: messenger RNA, 2640 nt
Organism: Acanthopagrus latus (yellowfin seabream)
Lineage: Eukaryota; Metazoa; Chordata; Actinopteri; Spariformes; Sparidae
Product: sterile alpha motif domain-containing protein 9-like
Exons: 2
Coding region: 104-2227 (707 amino acids)
Cellular component (GO): cytoplasm
Molecular function (GO): protein binding
Source: RefSeq, a predicted model, not a curated record